This is a messenger RNA of Danio aesculapii, 2184 nucleotides long. It is a transcript of the gene eps8l1b, whose product is annotated as eps8 like 1b. Gene Ontology annotation, molecular function: actin binding. Bases 13 to 1980 code for a protein of 655 amino acids. Gene Ontology annotation, cellular component: vesicle; ruffle membrane; plasma membrane. The transcript is spliced from 18 exons. The record is from RefSeq and is a predicted model, not a curated record. Gene Ontology annotation, biological process: Rho protein signal transduction; regulation of Rho protein signal transduction; positive regulation of ruffle assembly. NCBI's taxonomy places the organism in Eukaryota, Metazoa, Chordata, Actinopteri, Cypriniformes, Danionidae.
UCAUUGGAUUUAAUGGGGAUCAUAUCUCAGUACCUGCUAACCAAGCUGGUGAGUUUGUCUCUUGGAGAUGAUGGUGUGGAUACUGUUGAAGAGGCUCUUUCAUGGAUUCCUCUUCUCGUUGAUUCUCAUCGGGUGUCCAGGGCUGAGGUCAUUCUCGAGGUCCGGACCAAAAGAGUCAUCCUGAGAGACGCAAACUACCAGGAGCUGGAAGAGUUUUUGGUGACGUCCCUCCUCCGCUGUGAAUGCAUAAACUUCCCAUCACUCCAUCAUCAUCCUCAUCAUCAUCUUCAUCCUACUCCUACUCCAGCUCUUCUUCUGCUGGUUUCUCAGAGCUGCACCCAGAAGAAACCGAGCGUGUAUUUCUUCAGCUGUGAAUCCAUCAAAGCCGAGCGCAUUAGAGAUGACAUCAAGCGAGCUGUUUCGCAUUACACAAUCCCAUCCAGCAGGUCUUCGGAGUUCAGUAUGGAUAUUUCAGGAAUACCCAGCCCUCCGUACACCCAAGCCCCAAAUCCACCCGCAUCCCACCCGCCUCCACCUUACCCAGGCAUCAGAGCUAAUGGAUUGGUAAACGGCCAACCUGAUAAAUCUUUCCUUAAGGCUCAGAUGGAGGUGGACAUCCUCAAUCAUUGUUUUGAUGACAUCGAAGCGUUCAUCGGAAAGCUGCAGCAGUCAGCAGAGGCUCAGAUCAUCCUCGACCAGAGGAGCAAAAAGAAGAAGAAAAACCAGAAGAAAAGUGCAGAUGAGGAUCUUCUCACGGCUAAAGCCAAACCGCCUUCUGAGAGAGAAUUUAUUGACACUUUCCAGAAAUUCAAAUACUGUUUGGGCCUUUUGGCACGGUUAAAACCAGCCAUCUCCAAUCCAUCCGCUGAGGAGCUCGUGCACCACGUUUUCAAACCUCUUGACAUGAUGGUGAAGGCCACAGGAGGUCCUGGCUUUGCUGCGUCCGUUUCCAGUCCGGCAAUGACAGAAGGAGCCGUGAAUCUGCUGAAGAACAACCUGACGACACAGGAAAAUGCAUUAUGGCUCUCUUUAGGGCCCAACUGGACACACCAAAGGUCUGCCCUGCGGAGCCCGGUGGCACCAUAUACACUGCAGUUUCAGGACGGCUGGAAGCCUCAGGGUUCAGACGCCACAGGCUGGAUCGAUCCUAUAGAGUCAGAACACAAACACGACGCAGAGAUCGCUAAAGUAGAGCUGACACCGGCUCCUGCUUCUGAACGCCACGCUGCUCCUGUUCAGACAUCAGAUCAACCUGAUGGCGAUGUGAAUGGGCGCAUAUUUCGCUGCAGUUAUGAUUUUGUUGCAAGAAACAACAGUGAGCUGUCUGUACUUCAAGGAGAGACACUAGAGGCGAUCGAGUCAUCUAAGCGCUGGUGGAAGUGUCGUAACAAGUUUGAUGAAGUGGGAUUCGUGCCGUUUAAUAUCCUGGAGCCGAUCACACACAUCGACAACCCUGUGCAAAACAAAACUCCAAAGCCUCCCGCUGCUCCGCCGAUGUACAACACUCUGCCCGGUCCGUCUGCUGUGAGCUCUGAACCCGGCGCUGCUCGGCCUCGCAGCAUGAUCAUCCCAUCAGGCCCUGAGGACACGGAUAAAGUGAUGCAGGUGAAUGAUGAACUGCUGCAGCGUUUGACCUCUGGCAAGAAUCUUUCUCCUCGACUGGUCAUCCAUCGUUCAACGGACACGUCCGCCCCGCUGGACUAUAACUCACCGCCAGCAGAAGUGGAGAACUGGCUGCGCAAGAAAGGCUUCAGUGAACCGACUGUCCAGUGUCUGCGUGUUCUGAAUGGAGCUCAGCUUUUCUCUCUGAAUAAAGAAGAGCUGCGUGCUGUGAUUCCUGAAGAGGGCGCCAGAGUCUACAGUCAGCUGACUGUACAGAGAGCGCAGAUAGAGGACGCUCACAGAGCCUCAGAGCUGGAGACGGUGAUGGAGAAACAGAAGAUGAAGGUGGACCUGAAAAUGGAGAGCGGAACUUUAUGAAGAUCUGCUGAAUGAAUGUACACACAGACUAAUAUUCAGAUACACACCGUUUAUUUGAUCAUUUACUUUACAGUAGUCUGCUUUAUGAAUUUGUUGUUGUUUAAUUGCAUGAAAUGACAGUUGUAAAUCUGCAAUUAUGCAUAAUGGAAUAAUAUAUUACUAAUUAAAAUUGUAAUGCGCAAACAUGAAACGGUGAAAGUUCUC